Messenger RNA from Vitrella brassicaformis, 2630 nucleotides. NCBI's taxonomy places the organism in Eukaryota, Vitrellaceae. The record is from the annotation of a GenBank genome assembly.
CGCAGAGAACCUCACACGAUGGCACCAGAAUCGGCUGCGGAGAUGUCAGUUCUACAAUAUGAGAUGACAGCUGAGGCUCAGAGGCGCCUGAAAUGGGACAGAACUGAAGCACAGGGGCUCUUGACGGCUUUUCUAUCGCUGCCUUAUCCACUGAUGUGGUGAUGAGUCAAUGGACGCACGCAGAAUCAGUGUGUGUAAGCUUGAGCUGAUACCUGCUUCUGGACAGCAAAUGCGACGUCUGAACAGACAAUACGUCGCAGUAUAUGAACAGGACUUGUAUGAACAGGUGGAUGCGGCACAGCACAGCACAGCAGCACAAAAUAACUACCCAUGGAUCACAACGGACGUUGGUGUUUGUUUGUUUCUUCCAGCCCAAGCCCCUUCGCUCAGCUUUGCGUAUCCUGAAGGGCCUGGGGCUGGCCGCUUUCCCCUGUGCACUCACCCACACAGAGGCCCUGAGGCGGGGGCUGCUUGCCAAGCGUCUCACUGCGGCAGAGGUCACUCAGCUCAUUGAUGACGGAGCGGACCCCAACCUACCAUGGCAUCGGCAGACGCGGACCGCUGUCAACCAUGUGUUCUUCUACCUCAACGAGUGGCGUGGCGGGCGGCAGGAGGGGCUGCGCGUCAUGGCGGCCCUCAUCAGGGGAGGACAGGGCCCUUGCUGGCUUGACCUGUGGGCAAACUACGAGGACGAGGGUGACGUGAUUGAGAUGCUCCGAAGCCUAUCCCUCGCCUCGUUUUCUUCCUGCCACGCCUACCUCCGAGCCGCCCUUCGAGCAGGCGAAGUGCACACGACUCGCGAGCUGAUCUUCAACAGGGUGGGGAUGUCGACUGACGCCCUUCUUGCCGUCAUGGGGUCGCGGAAGGAAUGUCCCCAUCUUCCAGCUGCCGCGAGUGAGGCCUUCCACCUGGGCGUGAUCGCGGCGGCGAUGAAAAGGACCAUCGACAACUACCGGCAAGCAGAUCUCCGCGUGCGGAUGAGUGAGCGAUUCGAUGCCGCAUACGAGCACUACUUGACCGAGGUGAGCAUGGCUAUCUUUAUUAUCAGUGUCCUGUGUUGCCCUCGUUCUGUCUUGCCCUCGCUUCCGUAUUGUACUAGGUGUUUGAUCGUGUCGAGGGUGCGGCCAGGGCGGCGCUCCGGUCUGUCGUCGCCAUGCACAGGGCUAGCAAGACCCAUCCCAUCCUCUCGCUCCACGCGCAGUCCGCCCCCACUCUCGGCCCCAUGCUCAUCGAACAGCCCCCUCGCCACAUCCAACUCCCCAUCGCCAGCCCCUCCCUCCGCCGCAUCUCCAUCGCCCUCAACCACGCCGUCGACUCGGUGGCUGCGGGCCGAAUGCAGCAGCAGCAGGGCAACCAAUUAGCAGGAGGGGGUGGCCAGCCAAGGCAGCAGGGCGACGAGCCAACACCACCGACCGCAGAGGAACACGCAGCCGACAACGAGACAACAGACCAACAGCGGCAGCAGGACGGCGACGAGCCAUCACCAGCAGGAGAUGGCCAGGGGCAGCCAGGGGUGGCGACCGAGCAGCACCAUCGACCGCAGAAGGGGAUGGAGGCAGCGACCAACUCACACGGGAUGGGGCCCACCAGCAGCAGCCGGGCGGCAACCAAGGUGCAGCAGGAGACCUCUGGACGGUUCCCCAGCAGCUCCGUCGGCCGUUCUUUGUUAUCGACGGCGCCUCGGGUCGGCGUGUGUCGCUCUAUGAGAUCAUAGAGAAGGCCAGGCGCGAGGAGGCGGCCUCAUUCGGGAUGACCAUCAAGGAGAGGGAGGGCAGCGACACAUCCUUCGAAUGGGCGGACGUGGGCUAUGUUGACGACAGCAACUUCAUCUCAUUGGGACUCGAUACGCCUGUCAUCGCAGCCCGGUCCCUUUCCGCUGCCCCUAGUCCCUCCUCCCCCUGGCCUGCCAUCGCACCCGAGCCCACCGCUUCCCGAGUUUCUGCCCCUCCUCCCACCGUCGUGACCCAUCGCAGGUGGAGGCCCUCCGACAUCGUGCCACCGCCCCCUCGCCGUCUCUUUGGCCCCGGCAGCCCCCGGCCGCUGAUCGACCCCCAGCAGCUGCUGCAAAACAAAGGCAGGACCAUCUUCAGGUGGACAGGGACAAGCAAACGACGCACGAAUAGCGGACAGGUAGGCGAGUCUGCGGCAACAAGCGGUCCAUGCUGUCGGUUGCGGAUGUGUGUAUGCGCGGUAGGUCGCCGCUGCCCAUGGCAUAGCUGGCCAGCCAUCGGCACCCGCUGCCCCGCAUGACCAUGCUGCCGCCGGCCUCUCGUCGUCUGCUGGUGUGUCGGGUGAUCGUCCUGGGCCUUCACCAUCAGCUGUGCCAAGUGGCGGUGAUUCGCAGCUCACUGCCCCGCCGGCCGGCGAUGCGCUACCAGCACCAGCAGCCUCUGGUGACGUGCCGCGUGCUGCCACAAACACACCAUAGCGUGAUGGCAGUGGAGACGCCAGUCAUGAUGCAAGCAGGGGAGCCAGACAGGCGGGCAGAUAGGGUGGGCAGAUAGCAUCGACUGGUGGUGUGCCGAUCUGGUGGGGACUCGCCUGAGUGAUGGUGUUGCGUUUGACGUGUCGUCGAGUCUGGCUGGCUGCCGCAAGGGCUGGUGUAAUAGAUUCAUUGAGGAGGGAGCCAC